This is a messenger RNA of Cataglyphis hispanica, 1039 nucleotides long. Its product is annotated as U6 snRNA phosphodiesterase 1. Gene Ontology annotation, molecular function: 3'-5'-RNA exonuclease activity. The record is from RefSeq and is a predicted model, not a curated record. Gene Ontology annotation, biological process: U6 snRNA 3'-end processing. NCBI's taxonomy places the organism in Eukaryota, Metazoa, Arthropoda, Insecta, Hymenoptera, Formicidae. Gene Ontology annotation, cellular component: nucleus. The transcript has 5 exons. Bases 138 to 914 code for a protein of 258 amino acids.
AUCCAGAAUCAUACACAGUUUAUGUUUGUAUAUAUGUAUAAUUCAUUCUCAUUUUCGGAUUAUUAUAUUUUUGUUAUAGAUAAAUGAUAAUAAAUAUAUGCAGUUAAUGUUGAGUAUAAAAAUUAUAUACAAGAAGGAUGGCCGGUUUGCAUUUAAUAAAAACAUACUCUUCCGACUCGGACGAAGAUAAGCACGAUGAAGAGAAAGAUGACGAUAAAAUUAUAAACAAGCAAACUAAGCUAGCCUUACCUACAAGUAUUUUAUCGUUGAAAGGAGUUACAUAUCAUGAAGAAGUGAUUGACGAUCCAUCAGAGCAUGAUGGACGGAUACGAAGCUUCCAGCAUGAACGUGGUAACUGGGCAACUUUGGUUUACAUAGAUUAUACUACUAGUGAUUGCCUUCAUACCUGGAUGAAAUCUAUAUUGAAUGAAUUACCAGUCCAAGGCGAGAUUAUUUCUAGUCUUCAUAUUAGUCUAAGUCGUACUUUGAUCCUAAAGUUUCAUUGGAUUGAAUCAUUUGUGGAGGGUUUGAAAUUGAUAUGUCGUCGAUUCCAUCAAUUCGUUGUACAACUCACAGAUGUGAAAGUAUAUUGCAAUGAGGAACGAACUCGUACAUUCCUUGGAAUUUACUGUCAAGAUGAGGAUGGUACAUUGAAGCGCUUAACAGAAGCUAUUGACUGUUUAUUAGCUGAAUAUCAAUUGCCAUUGUUUUAUAAGGAUAUUUCGUACCACAUCAGCUUCUUCUGGUGUCUCGGAGACAAGCAAAUGUAUUUGAAAAAAAUUUUGCCCUCUCUUACUUGUAGUUUAAAUACAUUUUUGGCAGAAAAUGUGGAAGAUACUUAUGUACAUGUCAAGGAGAUACAAUGCAAAAUUGGGAAUAAAUGUUAUUCCUUUGAACUGAAAAAUUCUCCUUAAAAUCUAUUUUAAAUUAUACAACGUAACCUAUUAUAUGUAAAUAAAGAAACUAUCUUAAUAAAUCUUCCCAAUGGAAGUAGGAGAGAGUGAAAAUAAGACUUGCUUGUUCGAGAAAUGGAAAUGAC